This is a messenger RNA of Antechinus flavipes (yellow-footed antechinus), 4174 nucleotides long. RefSeq names its product bone morphogenetic protein 10 (gene BMP10). NCBI's taxonomy places the organism in Eukaryota, Metazoa, Chordata, Mammalia, Dasyuromorphia, Dasyuridae. Gene Ontology annotation, biological process: BMP signaling pathway; SMAD protein signal transduction. The record is from RefSeq and is a predicted model, not a curated record. The transcript is spliced from 2 exons. Gene Ontology annotation, molecular function: growth factor activity; cytokine activity. The coding region runs from base 68 to 1336 and encodes 422 amino acids. Gene Ontology annotation, cellular component: extracellular region.
AGAAGAUUCGGACCACUCGAACCACUGACACCUAAACUUCACUGGGAUUGGGGACUUAAGCAAAGCCAUGGGCUCCCAAGUCUUCCAGCUGUAUGUAAUUCUCUGUCUGGGAGCCUCCUUGGGAUCUGGCAACCCCAUCAUGAGCCUGGAAGACUCUUCCCUGGAAGAAGAUCUGCCCCUGCUGGAUGAUGUUUUUUCAGAGCAAGAUGGCGUUGACUUUACUACUCUGCUACAAAGUGUGAAAAAUGAAUUUCUGAAGACAUUGAACCUGUCUGAAAUCCCUUUGCCCAAUUCGGCCAAGGUGGACCCACCAGAGUACAUGUUAGAACUAUAUAACAGAUUUGCAACUGAUCGAACCUCAAUGCCAUCUGCAAAUAUCAUUAGAAGUUUCAAAAAUGAAGAUCUGUUUUCUCAGCCAACCAGUUUUAAUGGACUCCAAAAAUAUCAACUCCUCUUCAAUGUAUCCAUCCCUCACCAUGAAGAGAUCAUCAUGGCUGAACUUAGGCUUUACGCUUUGACCCAGAGGAACCACCUGCUAUAUGAUGGAGUGGAACGAAAAGUGACCAUUUUCGAAGUGCAAGAAAAUGAAGGAGAGGAAAGAAAAUUGUUGGUUUUGGUGUCAGGAGAGAUCUAUGGAACCAGGAAUGAGUGGGAGGCUUUUGAUGUCACGGAUGCCAUCAGACACUGGCGAAAGUCAGGUUCUACUACCCACCGACUAGAGGUCCACAUAGAGAGUAGAAAUGAAGAGACUGAGCCUUCAGUGAGAGAUCAGUUGGAGAUAGACAUCAGUGACCAUAACAAACAUGUUCCUUUACUCAUUGUGUUUUCUGAUGACCAGAGCAGUGACAAAAAAGAAGAAAAAGAGGAACUGGAUGAAAUGAUAGAUCAUGAGGACCUUCUGGAACUGGACAACCUAGAAACUGAUGAUUUCCAUGAUGGUCCUGGAGAAGAAGCUCUUUUGCAGAUGAGAUCCAACAUUAUUUAUGACUCCACUGCCCGGAUCAGGAGAAAUGCCAAGGGAAACUAUUGCAAAAAGACACCACUUUAUAUUGAUUUCAAGGAAAUCGGUUGGGAUUCCUGGAUCAUAGCUCCUCCAGGAUAUGAAGCAUAUGAGUGCCGGGGAGUUUGUUCUUACCCUCUGGCAGAACACCUCACACCCACAAAGCAUGCCAUCAUCCAAGCACUAGUCCACCUGAAGAAUCCCCAGAAAGCUGCCAAGGCUUGCUGUGUGCCUACUAAACUGGAUCCCAUCUCCAUCCUCUACUUGGACAAAGGGGUUGUCACCUAUAAGUUUAAAUAUGAAGGCAUGGCUGUGUCAGAAUGUGGCUGUAGAUAGCUAAUAAGAAAGAAAGGAAUAAUGUCCAAGGAUAGAAUAUUCAAAAACUGUAAAUUUUGUACAUUUGAAGUGCCUAUUUAAUAAUAUUAUUUAAGGAGGGAUGUACAGAAAACAGAAAGGGACUGCCUCAGAAGAAUAGGUAGGUUGGUGGGUUGUAGAAAAUGUAUAUUUUGCUAUUCAGCCUGUUUCUUUCUGAGGACAAUUUCCUUGUAAUUUGCCAUUUCCAGGCAAUCUACCUGUAAUUUAAAAUGGCACAUCCAAAUAACAAUUUCUACACAUCCUCCAUGCAAUAUCUCACAUAACAAAUGGCUCUCCAACCACAAAAAUAAAGUUAAUAUGUACAUACACAUGUAUAUACAUAUAUAUACAUAAUCAUUUGUAUAUAUAUGUAGAUGCCAUAAUGCUUCAAGACACCAUGACUUCAUCCGUCUGUUCCCUCCAUUUACAAACAACUUAAAUACCUCCACACCUUAGGAGAUGUUUUUAUUAGUUUCUAUGGGCAAUAAAAUUCACUAUUUGGUGUCUAGCUUUCUAGUCUCCAGCCAUAUAGCUAGUCUGGUCCUUAGACUGCAAUCAGAGUUCAUCACUGAUAUAUUCAAAAUCUUUCCAGUUUGGCAGUACUUGCCAACAUUUGUGUUCUGCAGUCUUCAAGAACACAAAAUCACUUUCACACUAGGAGUGUGAUUACAGUGAUUAAUAUAUCUGUAUGUAUAUGGAUUUAUACACAAAUGCAUUCAUCAAAAGUAAAUUGAUAGUAUAUCACAGAUGAAAGGGUCCUUAGAGACCAUGUAAUCCAAACCAACCAUUUUAUAGAUGAGAAAACUAAAACCUGAGAGGUUAAAUGAAUUCCCCAAGAAAAUCCAGAUAUAAUAUAUAUCUACAUAUAGAUAAAGGUAAUUAUAUCUAUAUGUACAUAUAUAUUGUAUAGAUGUACACAUACCUCUAAAAAGUUUCUAUAUUUGAGCACAAUUAAUAACUCUAUCCCAAGCUAUUUCAGAUAGAAACUGAAAAAAAUCAGUAUAAAAUUAUAUCACCCUAAUCCCUGAUGAAAAAUGUAGGGUUGGGUUUUUUUUUUUUAAUUUUCUCAAAUGAAAACUUCUUCACUAUUCUUUUGUCCUUUCCUCUUGUAGAAGGGCCUAGUGCUAAUGCUAAUUAUUUGUAUUGGGGAGAUGGUGUUUGAUAAGAAAGUCACUUGACUUAAGAGAGUUUGUCUAAUCUCUCAAGACAACAGUAAUGAACAAGUGAUGGGUAGGUUUGACAAGAUAGCAUUUAAUGAAUAUUUUAAAAAAGGAAAGAACUUGGAGCUAAUGUUUAAAGACCAAGACCCAUUCCCAGGGCUAUGGCCCUGUAGGAAAUGUGUUUUGUUUUCCAUGAUCCCAGAAGAGCAGAGUCCCUGUCUGGUACCUGCUUGUCUGGGCAUUUCAUUAUAGGUUGGAGAAACUCAAAUGUAGGUUAAGCUAUGAGGUGGCCACUUAUGGGAACAGACUUUAGGCUACUUUGAAGAACUGUGCCAGACACAUCUCCCACUCCAGUAAGGUGGCCAGCCAGGGAAGGUAGAAUCUCUCGUAAAGGUGUAGGAACUUUAUGUGAUGGUUAGCUAAACCCAGGACAUCUCUAGAAGUUUUUUGAUGUGAUCUGCCUCUUUUUGGUAAACAAUAAAUGCAAGAAAGUAUGAUUAAUUGAGGGUUCUAGUGAACUGUAAUGUAGUUUCUCUCUAUUUUUCUGUUAGUUUGAGGACUUCUCAGGAGAGAGAAAAGAAAAAUGCUAUCCACAUAUGUAUUGAAUGGAAAUAUCUGUGAAGUUCCUGCUACCCACCCCCACCCGAUGUGUAGUGGUGUCACAUGCCAUGUUUCCACCACUCUUCUGCAACAAAUGGAAAUGAUAAGAAGGUGUCAGAGCUGAAAAACAAUAGACCCUUCACUUUAUUUAUACUAAGGUGCAAAUUUGUCAGAUUCUUGGGAAAGUUUAACUGCCUGAUGAUCCCUUCUCUGGUCACCGUCAACUCCUACUUCACGCAUCCAUGCAUACGCUGUACAUUUUUAAGGUAAAAUUAUCUUCCUGGAAGUGAUAAAGAACUGUCUCUGAAAAGGCUAAUUCUAACCAUCAUGGGAAUCCAUAUUAAAAAAAAAAAAAAACUAUCUGCCAAUGGCUAAAACAUCCAUGUGAAAUCUUCUCUUCUCCCCACUAUUUAUUGAUAUAUUUAUUGUUGUAAUAUACUGUAGAAUACUAAAUUGUUUAUUUUGUUUUGUUUGUAAUUCGCACUUGUGGAAAAAACUUUUAUGGAAUACAUCAGAUAGUAGGCAAAGCUUUUCAGACAUUACCCUCCCCAUUGAAUGAUGACUCCUUUAUAGCACGUUGUUGCCUAAAGUUUCAUCUUUUCUCACUUUGGAUUCAUAUUUUUGGCAAACUUAACAUACCAUCUACUUUGCAUGCUGUCAGUCUCUUGAAAUAUUUGACUUUUUUGUAAAUGGUACAAAUUUAACUCAAGUGGGAAGGUUAUAAAAAAGAUUAGCAAAAUAAAUGUAGAUUGUGCUAUGGUCUCAUACCUAUAUGUUAUCAUACUGUUUUAUCUGUAAUGCAGUGUAAUUGCUCAUAUAUACCUCGAGAAGAAAAAACAAAUAUUUUAGGGUUUUUUGGAAGAAGCUUAUCAUUGGGUUGGCUGAAGGAUGCCAAUUCUUGAGGAUCAUCAACUAAGUCAAAAAUGGGCUGUAAUAUGGAUGAGUUCAGAGAAUCAGUGAAAUUGCAGAUUACUGAUGCUUGAAAGUAAUGUAUAAAUGAGUAGCCAUCAGUUUGUUCACUGACUAAUAAAAAUAUUUAGUAGAUUUUUUCAAUCCCCAA